Carya illinoinensis is the source of this 2529-nucleotide messenger RNA. RefSeq names its product pentatricopeptide repeat-containing protein At5g18390, mitochondrial. The transcript has 2 exons. NCBI's taxonomy places the organism in Eukaryota, Viridiplantae, Streptophyta, Magnoliopsida, Fagales, Juglandaceae. Gene Ontology annotation, molecular function: protein binding. The record is from RefSeq and is a predicted model, not a curated record. The coding region runs from base 161 to 1564 and encodes 467 amino acids.
GCUAUUAUAUUGGGCCAUGCUCAUCCUCCCCAAAUCCCCUUCAACAUACAAAUAAUGUGAGAAACCUUAAACCUUACCUCUCUCCGCAAUUUGCUAGACGUUUCCCUCGCUCGCUCGGUUACUCGGUCUUGUCGAACCAGCUCCACACUCCGGAGUCCAAAUGCUCUUACGUCAUUCUACAAAGCUGACUAAACUCCUCCUUCCCAGCAGCAGACCCCAAACCCUCCCUCCCCUCCUCCUCCUCUUCUCAACCCCUAAAACCCUAACCACCACCAACGAUGCACCUCCAAACGACGCCGUAUCAUCCACUACCAACGACGACUACUUCGCCGCCAUCCACCACCUUUCGAACAUCGUCCGCCGUGACUUCUACCUGGAGCGAACCCUCAACAAGCUCGACCUCCGUGUCACCUCCGAGCUCGUAUUCCGCGUCCUCCGCGCCUGCUCCUCCUCCCCUUCCGAGUCCCAUCGCUUCUUCAACUGGGCUCGGACCCAGCCUAACUAUAGCCCUACCACCAUCGAGUUCGAGGAGCUCGUCAAAACCCUAGCCUGCUCCCAGAAUUACCAGACCAUGUGGAAGCUCCUCCAUCAGAUGAUUUCUCUCUCCCUCUGCCCCUCCCCCGAAACAGUGUCGUUCCUGAUUGAACAGUACGGCAAGCAUGGCCAUGUAGACCAAGCCGUCGAGAUCUUCAACAAGUCGGGAAAAUCCCUGAAUUGCCCCCAUACCGUCGAGAUCUACAACUCCCUCCUCUUCUCCCUCUGCGAAGCUAAGCUCUUCCACGGCGCCUACGCCUUGAUCCGCCGCAUGAUCCGCAAGGGCCUCCUCCCCAACAAGCGCACAUACGCCAUCCUCGUGAACGCGUGGUGCUCGGCCGGUAAAAUGAAAGAGGCACUCGAGUUCCUCGCCGAGAUGAGCCGGAAGGGUUUCAAUCCCCCAGUGCGCGGCCGUGACCUCCUGAUCGAGGGCCUGCUAAACGCGGGAUAUCUCGAGUCGGCGAAGGAUAUGGUCACGAAAAUGGCGAAGCAAGGCUUCGUGCCCGACGUCGUAACCUUUAACUCCCUAAUCGAGUCGAUAUGCAAGUCCGGUGAGGUCGACUUCUGCAUUACUCUUUACAAUGAAGUGUGUAGAUUAGGGCUUUCGCCGGAUAUCAAUACAUAUAAGAUUCUGAUACCGGCAGUAUCGAAGGUGGGGAAGGUGGACGAGGCCUUUAGGCUAUUGAAUGAUUCAGUUGAGGACGGGCACAGACCGUUCCCGAGCUUGUAUGCGCCGGUGAUUAAGGCGAUGUGUAGGAGAGGACAGUUCGACGAUGCCUUUUGCUUCUUUAGUGAUAUGAAGGCAAAGGGGCACCCGCCAAAUAGGCCAGUGUAUACCAUGUUGAUAACGAUGUGUGGGAGGGGAGGGAAGUUUGUGGAGGCCGCUAAUUAUUUGGUGGAGAUGACGGAGUUCGGUUUGAUGCCCAUAUCCCGGUGUUUCGAUAUGGUUACUGAUGGGUUGAAGAAUUGCGGGAAGCAUGAUCUGGCUCAGAAGAUUGAGCAGUUAGAAGUUAAUAUCCGGGGCAUUUGAUGCUUAACAUUCUUGAGAUAACUGUUAGUAGCAUGAUAUGGCUGAUAAGGAGCAGUUUCAAGUAUCUUGUCGGAGUAUUUAUGAAAUACAUCGAAGGCCGCAAUUCAUUUUGGAAGUCACCAUAUACUUACUUGAGGCUGAGAUGAGGAUGCCUUUAGUAUGGAGGGUUAUUGCUCAGGGUAGCAACUUCUGCAUGGCUGGAUUACCGUUUGGUUUGGAGUAUCCAGAUGAACCAAAGAGUUGGAGGCGAGAUUGGCAGAUAGUAUUAGCGUAUAUUAGAAGCAUAUACGCUUCAAGUUAACUUUGCAAACAUGGUAAGAGGUCAAGAAAAUAGCUGAGGCGAGGUAAGUAGCAUUUUGGGUAGAAUGUAUGGUUUAUCGGUGUUAGUGCUUCAAUUAGUACGUACUUAAUGUCGCAUUAUAUGCGUGUUGUUGUAAAUGAAUUCGAUCCCAAAUGGUCGUGAACAGCUUAAAUUAGUAUUUUCCUGGAUCAUUUGUGAUAAACUUCUUAAUUGUGAUGCCUGCCUAGUGAUGCGAUUCCGGGUACGGUGGCUUUGAUGUUCGAGGCUAAUGAUUAAGUAGCUGUGAGAAGAAAGCCAGCCAGCCAACCACCGAGUUGAGUCUAGAUUCUAGUUAGGGAGGCGGGCAUCUGCUUGAGAAAGACCUUUACUACAUGGCUUUGUGCGAGUACGCAUACAGUUUAUUCCAUUAUAACAACUUUUGCUUCAGUGCUCCUAGCUGCAUGCCAAUACGUCCUUUUCGACCGGCCGUUUGUGCAGCAAUUAUGACGGCCGCUGGACUUGGAGGGAAAAGGACGUUCCCACUUUCUGACCUGAUUCUUCCUGCUCUGCUCUUUAGAGAGCAUCAGACCGGCAGACCCUUUGCUCUUGUUUGUAUGUUUUUCGAUUUGCAUCUAAAAAGUAACGGUCAUUCAUCCAAUCUUAUCGACUGAAGAACGUUGCAUCA